UUAUAAUGUGUUAGCAAAUCAUUUUUAUAAAAUUGUGUUCUAAACGUUAGUGAAACUAAUAUCAUUCAAUAUUAAAAUAUUGCUGAGUUGGCUCAAACAUUGUGCCGUCAGUCUGCCGUAACGUGGCGGCGCUGCGCUCGUGUGUGCCGCAGGAGUGGCCCGACCCGAACUGUCAUUGUUCAUGUAGUUUUCUGUGAUAAGAAUUACUGUGAAAUUAUAGUUUAGCGUACUAAAGUAAUUAUAUCCCUCACGAUGUCUGCUUCUGGUGAAUUCGGUAACCCGUUACGUAAAUUCAAGCUCGUUUUUCUUGGAGAGCAAAGCGUGGGCAAGACUUCGCUGAUCACAAGGUUCAUGUACGAUAGUUUCGAUAAUACUUACCAGGCAACAAUCGGUAUUGAUUUCCUGUCGAAGACAAUGUACCUUGAGGACCGCACGGUGCGGCUGCAGCUUUGGGAUACAGCGGGUCAGGAGCGAUUCCGAUCCCUUAUACCUUCGUACAUCCGGGACUCUACAGUUGCUGUUGUUGUCUAUGAUAUUACCAAUGCAAACUCAUUCCACCAGACGUCGAAGUGGAUCGAUGAUGUCCGCACGGAGCGUGGUUCCGACGUGAUCAUAAUGCUGGUCGGUAAUAAGACUGAUCUGUCGGAUAAGCGGCAGGUGUCCACUGAGGAUGGAGACCGCAAGGCGCGCGAACUCAACGUCAUGUUUAUUGAGACUAGUGCCAAAGCUGGAUACAAUGUGAAACAGCUGUUCCGGCGAGUAGCCGCCGCCCUCCCCGGGAUGGACUCCGCGGAGAACAAGCCUCCAGAAGACACCGUGGAUCUGCAGACGCAGUCUCCGAUGGGCUCCGAGCAGGAAGGCAGCGAGAGUGGCUGCGUGUGCUGAGCGCUCCCCCCGCGCCGCCCGCACCCCGCACUACGCUUCACCCCAACCCCCUGUCGACAUACGCACCCCAUACGCGAUCUCAACACACAGCUAGUGUCAAUCUUGUUUGUAGCUGUGUCGAAGUUACUUAAAGCUUUAUACACACUGCGUAUUAAACACCUAUAACUACCAUAUGAUAGCAAUUUGGCCUUAUGUGUUCUUUUUAGACGGGCAACAUAAUUAUGAAAAACCACAUUUAUAAUGACGGAUCUGCCUUUUGCCUACGAUGAUACCAAGAUAGGCGCUCAUUCUCGCGAAUAUUUUACGCGGUGUGUAUAGACCCUUAUGCGUGUGCGUAUAUAAUUUUAUUUCGCGCCAAUUUUAGUUUUUCAUAACCUCUAAGAGUAUGUCGUAGUUGGUGUAGAAUAAGGCGCACUUCCGAAAACCCUGUUCGCUGUCUUUGUCUUGUAUUAGAGUUAUAUCUUAGUUGGAUAAUUGUAGAAUAAUAUUGGAUACUCUACAUUACACAAAUACAGAUCGGAUUGUUUACACAUUUCCAUACGGUUAGUCACGGAUAGACGGGCUAGAGAGACGUUUUGCAUAGUUGUGUAUAGCACAAAAAUGAAGUUCUUGCUAUCUGAUCUCGAAAGCAUUACAGUAUUAUGUAGAUUACAAGUAGGAAAGUAAUUCUAAAUCUCUUCUAUUUCGAUUCUUGUUAUAUUUAGCACAAUUUUUGAUAGUAUCAGUAGAAAUAUCGGACUGAAUUUACACUUUUAGUUGAAGCUAAUGACCCGUGGAAUUUAUAUAUAAAUCAUUAUUUACGACUGAAUUGUGCCUAAUUGGUAAUACAAUGUUUUAUACCCAAUUAAUAAAAAUACAAUGGCCGCUACACAAUAAAUAUUGAGGCAAAAUGACCGUUAAAAUGUAUGAAUACAGGCUAAUCUUAAAUUCUUUUAAAGACACAAAUCAACGUAGAAUGAAAGUGCAGUUCGGUCGCUAUAGAUAUAUGUGAUGCCGCACGGUUAUUUGCCGUCACAACUACGUGUUGAAUUUCAAAAUACACGAACAAGCAUUAUAAUGGUUCAAUUUUAAUAUUCUCGUUGUUUGGGUCGUUAAGUUGAUACCACUUUUGUAUAUAUAUGUGAUUUUCUCCAAUGAUUUUGCUUACUAGUAUUGUUUUUUUAAUUCUUGUGAUUGGAGCGGUUCGAGUUCUUAAGGUUCGUGGAAUGUCUAGGGAGUGCUAAUUGGUGCAGGUGUACUGAAUAACGCACCAUUUGAAAGCGCAUUUACACGAUGUUGUACUCUUACAAUGUAAACGGCGUUUAUUCUAAUAUUGAUGUAGAAGUUUAGGUAAUACUUAAGACUGGGUAUAAUAUUAUUGACAUCACGGGCAAGGAAUAGGGGAGCAAGAUUGCGCGGCGGUUUUUAGUUUUUAUAAACAGAAGGAGAUUAAGAUAAUAUACAGCAGGAAAAUGUUUUCUUUGGAUAAAAAUCUUGAGUUUUUUAUUAACUUAAUGAA
This is a messenger RNA of Papilio polytes (common Mormon), 2383 nucleotides long. It is a transcript of the gene Rab6, whose product is annotated as ras-related protein Rab6. The record is from RefSeq and is a predicted model, not a curated record. NCBI's taxonomy places the organism in Eukaryota, Metazoa, Arthropoda, Insecta, Lepidoptera, Papilionidae. Gene Ontology annotation, molecular function: GTP binding; GTPase activity. The transcript is spliced from 6 exons. Bases 253 to 885 code for a protein of 210 amino acids.